Prorocentrum cordatum is the source of this 600-nucleotide messenger RNA. The record is from the annotation of a GenBank genome assembly. NCBI's taxonomy places the organism in Eukaryota, Dinophyceae, Prorocentrales, Prorocentraceae.
GACGUGUGCCAGCCAGACUGGUGGCUGGAGAAAGUCCCCCGGCUGAACUCGUCGCAGCAGAAGCAGCUCAUCUCGUUCUCCCGCAAGUGGCGGCGGCUCCGGCAGACUCCCUGCGUCGGCAGGCUCGUGGAGUCGGCCCUCGCGGUGGUGGAGGACGAGGCCAUCUGCGCGGAGCUGGGCAACAGCACCGAGUUCUUGCGUGCUGUGGGGAGCGCCAAGGAGUUGGACGACUACGGGGCAGUAUUCCGGUCCUUCUUGCUCGGCAGGCACGUGACGCUGGACGAGGCCUCGCGCGGCCGUCUGCUCUCGCUGGCCAGGCGGCUGGAGCAUUUCCAGCUCUGGAACAACAAGACCCAGGAGGGCACCCAGUGCCUAAAGGAGCUGAUGGACUGCAUGGAACGCGACACGGCUGUGGGUUGUCAUGCCGUGGCGGAGGUGCUUCACGACGAGGGGGUGGUCAAGCUGUGCAACGCGCUGGCUCCGCUGAUGGAGGACGCGAUGGCGAAGUGGGUGUUCAGCGUCCUGUUUGUGCUCCUCGUGCUCGGCUGCUCGGGCACGCUGUGCAUGGCGGCAAGCUGCCGCGUGAUAUGUUGCAGGUAA